AUGGCUCAACCGCAACAAGUCGAUCCGGCAGCCAUCGUUCCCGACAAUACGAUUGAAGAUACUGACUCCUCCCUUGGUGAGGAUCUCCAGUCCUCUACCGCAAGCAUCUCAAGCUCAAUCCUGAAUUAUCGCCGCGAGAACGGUAGGACCUAUCAUGCCUACAAAGAUGGAAAAUAUGCUUUGCCAAAUGAUGAGGCUGAAAAUGAGAGACUUGACCUUCAACAUAACCUGUUUCUCCUCACCUUUGAUGAUAAGCUCGGCCUAGCCCCGCCAAACAAACCUGAUGCCAAGGUCAAACAUGUUCUAGAUAUCGGGACAGGUACUGGCAUCUGGGCUAUCGAUUAUGCGGAUGAGCACCCUGAAGCUCAGGUAAUUAUCGUCCCGCCGAACGUGAACUUUGUUAUCGAUGAUAUCGAGGAUGAAUGGACUUAUAGCCAGCCAUUUGACUAUAUCCAUAGUCGUGUCAUGACAUCUUGCAUCGCAGACUGGGGCGACUAUCUGACCAAGUGUUUCAGCAACCUUGUCCCUGGUGGCUAUCUCGAAAUCCAAGAAGUUGACAUAAACAUCAAAUCCGAUGACGGAAGCCUCAGCCCAGAUAACAUCAUGCUCAAGUCUCUGGCCCUGUUGAAUGAAGCGUCUGUCAUGUUUGGCCGACCAUACCUGGAUAUCCUAUCUCUCGUGGACAUCAUGAAAAACGUCGGCUUUAAAGAUGUUGUUGUUGAGAAGUUCAAGUGGCCCAUCAACUCUUGGCCCCGAGAUAAGAAGGCCAAGUUGCUUGGAAGUUGGUGCUAUACUAAUAUGGCUUGCGGUCUUGAGGCCUUCACUAUGGCACCGUUGACUCGUGCUCACGGAUGGACACCUGAGGAAGUCAAUCUCUGGCUGGUCCAUCAACGGAAGGCGAUGGCUGAUAGGAAUACUCAUGCUUAUUGGCCGCUCCAGGCCUCUGGCAACUUCGGCACCCCCAUCACUGUCGCUCUCACCAAAGCCGGCUUCAACAUUACCAUCAUCACCCGAAAUGAAUCCAAGUCCACAUUUCCGGAUGGCAUCCCUGUAAUCAGAAUAGACUAUACUCUAGAUGCACUCACCCAAGCGCUGUCUGGUCAAGACGCGGUUGUAUGCGUUGUCGGUCCAGCAGGCAUCACUCUGCAAGCCACGAUGAUCGACGCUGCUCUCGCCGCUGGUGUCAAACGCUUCAUCGUUGACGACUACGGCUGGGGCCCUGAGUUCAGAAGUUACCCUGAAUUCGAAGGAGUGCGCGCCCAACGAACUGUUGGUGUCGAUCGCGCAAAAGAACAUGCUGCUGCGAACCCCAACUUCACUUGGACCAGUAUCGCGACUGGCAAUCCCAUUGACUGGGCGCUAAAGCGGUUCCCUACCAUGGGGUUCGACAUCAAAAAUCGCAAUGCAAUCAUCUAUGAUAGGGGCGAAGAGUACUUCACUGGAACCACUCUUGAAGGCAUAGGUCAGUCGGUAGUUGGAGUCCUUCAGCACCCAGAAGAAACAGUGAAUCACCACGUCAAAGUGCUCUCCAUCAAAACAUGUCAAAACGAGCUACUGGAAGCUUUUCAGGAGGGAACAGGAAGUGAAUGGGAUGUCCAGAGACGAACAAGCCGUGAGCUUAUAGAUGGAGCGCGAAAGAAGCGUGACAAUGGCGAAGGUGGUUGGAUCCUUGACUUAGCUGUCGCUCAGUUGUAUGAGGCAGCUGAGGGAGGGAAAGCUCGCUGUAUUGUUGCGCCGUCGUGGGAAGAGUCGGAUUCCGGGUUACUUGGGGUUACUAAAGAAACACCUAAAAGCAUUAUCGCUUCCGUUCUGGACGGUAUUUGA
Fusarium oxysporum Fo47 is the source of this 1824-nucleotide messenger RNA. RefSeq names its product S-adenosyl-L-methionine-dependent methyltransferase. The coding region runs from base 1 to 1824 and encodes 607 amino acids. The record is from RefSeq and is a predicted model, not a curated record. Gene Ontology annotation, molecular function: oxidoreductase activity. Lineage: Eukaryota; Fungi; Ascomycota; Sordariomycetes; Hypocreales; Nectriaceae. The transcript has 9 exons.